Sciurus carolinensis (gray squirrel) is the source of this 2235-nucleotide messenger RNA. RefSeq names its product hyaluronan mediated motility receptor-like. Lineage: Eukaryota; Metazoa; Chordata; Mammalia; Rodentia; Sciuridae. Gene Ontology annotation, molecular function: hyaluronic acid binding. Gene Ontology annotation, cellular component: membrane. The record is from RefSeq and is a predicted model, not a curated record.
UCAGAAAUCACAAAGAUUUAAAAAACAAAAAAGAAUCUCAACAAAAUCUUAGUGUUGACAAGGAUAGUACCAUGCCUUCUACAGCUAAAAAAGCUAAGACUUUGGGAUUAAAGAAGGAAUCUCAAAAAAAUGAUAAAGAUUUGAAGAUAUUAGAAAAAGAGAUUCGUGUCCUUGUCCAGGAGUGUGGUGCUCAGGACAAGAGAAUUCAGGAUAUAGGAACUGAGUUAGAGAGAAUGGAAGCAAAGCUAAAUUCUGUAGUCAGGGAAAAGACAUCUCUCUCUGCAAACAAUGCUUCACUGGAAAAACAGCUUAUUGAAUUAACUAGAACUAAUCAACUACUAAAAUCUAAGUUUUCUGAAGAUGACAACCAGAAAAAUAUAAGAAUUCUAAGCCUAGAGCUGAUGAAACUUAGAAACAAAAGAGAAACAAAAAUGAGGAGCAUGACGGCUAAACAAGAAGGCAUGGAAAUGAAGCUGCUGGUUACUCAGAAUCUAGAAGAGUCUCAGGGGAAAAUAGCACAUCUUGAGGGGAAACUUGUUUCAAUAGAGAAAGAAAAGAUUGAUGAAAGAUCUGAAACAGAAAAACUCUUAGAAUACAUCGAAGAAAUUAGUUGUGCUUCAGAUCAAGUGGAAAAAUAUAAGUUAGAUAUUGCCCAGUUAGAAGAAAAUGUGAAAGAGAAGAGUCAUGAAAUUUUAAUCCUUAAGCAGUCUCUUGAGGAAAAUAUUAUAUUGUCUAAACAAAUGGAAGACCUAAAUGCUAAAUGUCAGCUGCUUGAAAAAGAAAAAGAAGACCUUCUCAACAUGAAAACAGAAAGGGAUGAAUGUUUAAAUGCAGAGAUGCAAAACUUAAAAGAGAAACUUAUUCUGGAAAAACAAGAACAUGAAAGGCUACAACAAAAAGAGUUGCAAAUUGAGUCACUUCUCCAACAAGAGAAGGAAUUAUCUUCUAGUCUUCAGCAGAAGGUGUUUUGUUAUCAACAAGAAAUGAUUAAAGAGAAGACUCUUUUUAAGGAAGAAUUAAAGCUAGCACUCGAAGAACUAGAUCUAGUACAGCAAAAGGAGGAACAAACUGAAAGACUGGUCAAACAGUUAGAAGAGGAAACAAAAACUACAGCUGAAGAACUAAAAUUCCUAGAAGAACAGCUGAAAGAGAAAGAAGCUGAAAUGGAGAAAAAUGAUGCUGCUCAUAUGCAGGCCACCCUAAUUUUGCAAGAAAGGUAUAAUAGUACAGUGCAAAACCUUGAAGAUGUUACUGCUCAAUUUGAAAGCUAUAAAGCAUUAAUAAUUAGUGAGCUAGAAGAUCUUAGACUGGAGAACUCAUCACUACAGGAAAAAGUGGCCAAGGCUGAAAAAAGAGCAAAGGAUGUUCAACAUCAGAAACUGACAACUGAGAACACAAAUCAAGAAUAUGCAAGGAUGCUUGUAGAUCUGCAGAACAGAUCAGCAUUGAAAGAAGUAGAAAUCAAAGAAAUGACAGUUUCUUCUCUUAAAAAGAUAACUGAUUUGCAGAACCAACUUAAACAACAAGAUGAAGACUUUAAGAAACAACUGGAAGAGGAAGAAGUAAGAAAAGCUGGGAAAGAAAAUACAAUGGCAGAAUUAACUGAGGAAGUUAAUAAGUGGCGUCUCCUUUAUGAAGAUCUAUAUAAGAAAACAAAACCUUUUCAGCUUCAACUGGAUGCAUUUGAAGCAGAGAAACGGGCUUUGUUGAGUGAACAUGGUGCAACUCAGGAGCAGCUAAAUAAAAUAAGAGAUUCAUAUGUGGAAUUAUUGGGUCAUCAGAAUCUGAAGCAAAAAAUGAAGCUUGUGAAAUUGAAAGAUGAAAAUAGCCAACUCAAAUCGGAGGUGUCAAAAUUCCGAUCUCAACUUACUAAAAAGAAACAAAAUGAGAGAAAACUUCAGGAGGAAUUGAAUAAAGUUCUGGGUAUCAAACACUUUGAUCCUUCAAAAACCUUUCAUCAUGAAAGUAAAGAAAAUUUUGCCCUGAAAACUCCAUUAAAGGAAGGCAAUUCAAACUGCUACUGAACUCCUACGCAGUGUCAAGAAUCAUGCAAGUAAAUAUAUGAAAAACCUGUUGAAGAUUAUUUUAUACAUACUACUAUUAUUGUUGAUGUUGUUAUUAUGUUUAUAAUGGGUAUUUUAUGUUAUAUUUAAUGUGAAUUUUAACUUCCUAUCCUCAGAUAUGUAAAGGAAGUUCAACUUUUUUCAGUUAAGAGGGAGUUCAACAUUUUUUUUU